AAUCAUACUUGCAGUAUUUUAAGUUUAAGUUUAAUGUAAGCUACUGUUUGACACAUUAAAGAAAAUAUGGGAAAAAGGUAUGAAAUGGGUCCCUUUUUAGAAUUAGAUUAAAUCUCAGAACCAAGCUGUACCCUAAAGCUUGUUAGUAAUGACCUCAACCAGUCGAAAUGACUUUUGUUUGGUUUUACUUGAACAAUACAUGGAAGGCAAAUGUUUUGAUUUAUUUAUAGAAAUGAUUAAACUGUUACUAAACUGGUGACUUAGUUAAAUAUCAACUGAAAAGCUGAGUAAAGUCCUCCUGGCAAAGACUUUCUUAUUUGCAAGAAUGUGGCCAAACAAGACUUGAAGAGAACAUUGUGCAGGGGGACUGUGGUGAAGACUUCCUUUGCGAAGAAGAACCACUUCUAUUUGGCCGAGGUGCAGUGUGUGAAGUUUAGACCGUCUCACCACAAACAUUUGCAAAGAUUAGUCUGCAACGCUUCCUUCUAAUGUGAAAUUGCUAGUAAACAAACAUUAUACAUCUUAUUCACAUGUUUGCUUGCUGAUGUGGCGCUAAAAGCCCAAAUAAGUGACUAUAGCCUCGUUAAACUAGAACAUAGAACACAGAACUACAACCUGGGCAAAUGUAGUAUCAAGAUCCCAAGGCUAAGUACACAUUAGACAAAACUGAAACUGGUUAAACAAGUUACACUAACUUACGAACCAAGACAAAGGAUAAAAAAAUAUGGUUUUCCUUACUCUAAAUGCACUGUUACCCAGAUCUUUAACUGCCUGAUUUAUACAGUAUAAAGCAGUGGCAUUCCAGAUAUCACCUGCAGGGAGUGUUUGCAAUACAAAUGUUUACUUUUCACAUCUAAAUCUAUUAGAAAGGCCUGCAGUGAUGUGGAUUUUGCCUCAGCUAACACCUCUCUUUCACAUAUGAACCAGAAAACAGAGGGACUCCAUAUCACUGUCCAUGUAUUGUUCUCUUCUUUAUGGCCAUUUCCUGGUAUUCUAGAAAACUAAAAAACAGGGGGGGGGGAAGCUAUUUUUAGCACCAAAUAUAAAACCUAUCACCCUUCUCAUGGUGUUCAUUUACACAAACGUUGUUCUGCAUGUUUAGUCACUUUUGACUACCACGUCACACACUUGGGCAAGAUCAACUUUUCCAAAUGAAACACAAAGGUUUUGUAACACUUGUUUUUGAUAACAGAAUUGUUAUAAGCUCAUGAGAUGAACUAUUAGAAAAAUAUAUAUGUUAGUAAAUAACAUUUUCCAAUAUAAAAAUAAUGACACAGAUUGACAGUCGAGUUUGGACACUCCCAUUUUCUCCACCUCUUGCAUCAUCCUGCAGUUUGAACUCAUGCUAUAAAUUUCCAGGGCAUGAGAAUGUUUUGGUAGAGGAGGUAGAGAGAGCAACAAAAUUUGGGAAAUACUGAACAGCAUAUGGUGAGCUGCGGAAAGGAAACAGCAGAUGGGAAAAGAAGGACAUAGUGCUUAUCACUCCCCAGAAAAACACAAGGAUUCUACAGCAGCUGCAUGUUUGCCAGGGACAUGAAUAUUUUACAGAGGCUGUUUGUUCUCGGUAACUGCUUCAAUUUUUAUUUGUUUUACAUCAAUAAUCUUAUAGCACUUCAAAGAUUGUGAUUUUCUUAACAGAUAUCUAAGAUAAUACAGAUAGUACAUAAUCUUUAAAUUCAAGAAAGACACCACCAACUUUGAUACAUUACUUUGAACACACCAUAACCCAGCUGACUAACAGCAGCUUUUUACCAGUAGUUGUCAUGCAUGUCUCUUUGGAAUUUACAUCUCCAUGUGGUUGUUUUGCAUUUUGUUGGUGAUUUCAUAUACAUAUCUCUCCUUAUGAUUACUUUUCCCCUCACUCAGUGGUCUGCAAUGGCUUAGCAGGAAGCCAGAUCAUCCCACAUUACUUCCUAGUUGAAAGACCCAUGCCCUGGGUCAAAGCCCGGGAGUUCUGCCAGAGGCACUAUGUGGAUCUUGCUGUCUUGAGCUCAGAAGAGCAAUACUUCACCCUCCUCAAUACAACCCUUGCAAACAAAGUCAGCUUUUGGCUUGGUCUGCGGCGGCAGAGCAUCAUCAGUGGUUGGACGUGGGUCAGUGGAGAAGAGCUGGGGUAUGAACACUGGUACAGGAAGAACUAUGAAGGCUGUUGUGCAAGUUUGGAAGCAAUGCUAGAGAAAGAAAAUAAACUGCUGGCUCGCUACUGUGAUGAGCUACAUAUGACUGUUUGUCAGGGCCCAGUUUCCCCCCCGUCGGUGAAGGUAGGCUUGGUUGGCACAGAUUUUAUGAAUCUAAGCUGGAACGUCUCCGCAGUUAUGCUGAUGACAUCACACAGUUACAAUGUGACAAUUUGCUACUGCGUAUGCGAGACGCUCUUAUACCCCUACACGAGUGGCUCUUCACUCAUGAGCAUCAGCAUCUCCAACCUUACUUCUGCCACAAAGUACUUCAUACAGAUUUCAGCUGUUGUUGUUCGGCUUAACAAUGUGACGGGCAUAAAAACGAUCCUUCAAGACAAUCCUGCAACUUUACUAAUCAAAACAGCUAAAUUUAACUCACAAGUCAACAUUACUUUGAAGAUGCUCAAAAUCAUGCUUCUGGGUCCUCCACUCUGGAUUCUUUAUCGUGUUUUGAAAAAAGAUGACUUCACAGAGGCAGUGGAUGAACGCUCACUCAUGAAGCUCUCAUCUUCGGAUGCAGUAGUUGAUUGGUUCCCGCAGAAAACGAGAGGAUUUGGUUUAAAAAAAGAGGGGGAAAAACAUAUUCUGAAUGCCGUAGACACCUUAAUGCAGUAGUUCUCAAACUGGGGGGUGCGUGGGAAUGUUUCCUGCAAAGGGGGGCAUGGUAGAAAAUGUUUGAGAACCACUUCCUUAAUGGGAAAAAUCCUCAAGACUUAGGUGUAGAACACAGUAAAGAACUAUUUACUCUAUAAGUAACUUUAAUAUGCUAUGUGUAGGGCUGACUCACUAGCUUUGGACCUCAGGGUUCUUUGCAUUCAACACACGCACAUCAGAGAGCAAAAUUAAAAUUCUUUAUCACAUAUUUAGUGUCCGUUACGUUUCUAGUGUAAUUAGCAAUAAGUUGUUAUUGAUAAUCACGUUGUUGUGGUGGGUUUGUUCGUUAAAUAUCGCUUCGGUAUGUGUGGUUGAUUAAUCAUUAUCACCAAAAUUGGCUGCUGUACUCAUGGUGCAUGUUUUUACAAUGGGUUUGUGAUUUUUUAGUUUUCAUAUGGAAUUUCUAGAUGCUCACAAAUUGGCUGUUUUGGAGGCAUCCAUUUUUUCCGAGUUGGUGCAACUGGAAUGCCAGCUACCUGGUAAUGAUGCCACACAUUCUUGGCCGCUCGGAAUUCUGAGACAACGGAGCACCUCAGUCCAAUAGCCAAUCAAAAAUCAGUAAUACACAUGUCAUCAGUCACUGGUCAAAAAUCUCACUUCUAUCCAAUCCAACUUUGUUUAUGGAGCACUUUUAAAACAACAUAGUUGACCAAAGUGCUAUACACAAUUCCAUGUUGACUCCAUCAACAUGAUGAACUUAUGGAAGAUAUCUGCUCUACCUCUACCAAAAUGAAUGAAAAAUACUUUUUUAAGAAUCAGAAUUAGGAAAGUGUACUUUUAACUCAAAACAACCUAUCUAAACAAUAUGUUAUCAUUUUAUAUCGCGUGUGAAAGUCUUGAUAUAUUUAAAAAUCUUGAUAUAUUGCCCAACCCUACUUAAAAACUUUAUUUUUAGUCUCAGUCAUUGGCUUUUGGGGAUUUCAGUUACUGUUUGGUUGGGUUUGUAAAUGACAGAUUAGAGACCGGAACAUGUCACAAAGACUAAAUGAAUUGCAGAUGCUAAAAUGACUUCAGAAGUGAAUGUGAUGGUACAUAUUUUGGUAUUGUGAUGGACUGGCAACCCGAAGGUGUAACAGCUGACACUGACUCCUGACCAUGAAUAAUAUUAAGGUUUGGAAAAUUAAUGAAUGGUUUAAGUUAAGCCAUCAGGGAAAUAAUGUCCAAUAAAACCAUUUAUAUAUAUUGUGCAAAAGAAAGUUACUCAGUUUACCAAUUUCUUAAAUAGUUGGUAACAUUUUAAGUUCAGUAAGCUAAAAUUAGUUUGUACUUAUAUAUAUAUACAUACAGGUGUUUAUAAGACUAUUAAUUUCUCAUGAUCAAUGCAGGUGAAAACGUAGCAUAUACACUGACCCUAAGUAUCCAAAACAAGCAGAAAUCAUUAGCCUCAUAGUAUAAUUGCCUAAGAGUGUAUAUUUAAAAGCCUGUUCAAUAUUACUUUGUACUUUAGAUUUGAGUACAUGUUAAUGUAUAUAUAUAUAUAUAUAAAUGUAUUUUUAUAGUAAAUCUGUAGGUCUUAGAACUGGAAUGUUUCUCCUUUAUGAGCAGACAGCUGAUUAUGAAGCCUUUAUCUCUUUAUGUGAAGACUGAAUCAGCAGUGAGAGGAAAGUGCAAUCAAUUAAUAACCAUGUUGUUGUUUUUGUUUGUGUCAUCUUGAUACUUAACACAGGGAUUUUACUGUUAGUUUUUUUGUUUGUUUUUUCAAAGAAAUGUCCAAAUGUCAUAAAAUGUGAAGUGGUCCAGUGUUUGUUAAAAAACUUCCUGUACUGUUCCUGAUCCAGUUAGACAGAUAAAAAAAAUGACUGUGGCAGCAAACUCAGACAUUAGUGAAGUCAGAAAGACAUAGCUGAUGAGAGUAAUUUUUUUAUUUUAUUAUUAUUUUUUUAUUAUUUAUUUUUAUUUUGUUUAGUUUUUUUUUUUUUGUCUUUACAGUGUUUUAAUACCUACUCUCAAGCCUGCUGGUGCAUACUGACUAUAUAAGCCGUUUUUGUUGCAAAUUUUUAUAAGAUGGGACUGAUUCUUUGCUAAAAUGUCAAAACUAAUCAAGCCUGUGUUAGUAUUAUGCUUAUUUGGAAGUGAACCAAGAUAUUUCUCAUAACUCAAAAUAAGGUUUUCUAGGGUAUCAAACUUUUCAUAGUUCUUAUGUCGUGAGGAAUUAUAAGUUUGGAGGUUCACAGUUUAAAACCAACAAGACAACUAUUUUUAAAAGUAAAGCCUAUUUGCUGAUAGCUUUGCUUUAAAAUUCUGUUCUCUGUUUAACAGAAUUCUUUUUGUGGUCACAAAUAUAAAUGCACUAUAAGAAUGUUCUUUGUUUUGUUUUGUUGCUGCUCGUGUAACCAAAGGUUGCUUAAAUAAAAACAGGUAA
Melanotaenia boesemani (Boeseman's rainbowfish) is the source of this 5196-nucleotide messenger RNA. RefSeq lists its product as uncharacterized. The coding region runs from base 1929 to 2795 and encodes 288 amino acids. The record is from RefSeq and is a predicted model, not a curated record. The transcript is spliced from 4 exons. NCBI's taxonomy places the organism in Eukaryota, Metazoa, Chordata, Actinopteri, Atheriniformes, Melanotaeniidae. Gene Ontology annotation, molecular function: protein binding.